AUGAGCAUUCCAAAAACACAAAAAGCUGUUGUCUUUGAGCAAAACGGUGGCCCUUUGCAGUACAAGGACAUCCCAGUGCCUGAGCCAAAGGACAACGAGCUCUUGGUCAACAUCAAGUACUCCGGUGUGUGCCACACCGACUUGCACGCCUGGAAAGGUGACUGGCCAUUGGCCACAAAAUUGCCCUUGGUCGGUGGCCACGAAGGUGCCGGUGUUGUGGUGGCCAUGGGCAAAAACGUCAAGGGCUGGGAGAUCGGCGACUACGCUGGUGUCAAGUGGUUGAACGGUUCGUGCUUGAACUGUGAGUUCUGCCAGCACGGUGACGAGCCCAAUUGUGCCGACGCUGACUUGUCUGGUUACACCCACGACGGUUCUUUUGAGCAGUACGCUACCGCUGACGCUGUUCAGGCCGCCAGAAUCCCCAAGCACGUGGACUUGGCCCUCGCUGCUCCCAUCUUGUGUGCUGGUAUCACCGUUUACAAGGCAUUGAAGACCGCUAACUUGCAAGCAGGCCAGUGGGUGUGCAUCUCUGGUGCUGGCGGUGGAUUGGGUUCUUUGGCCAUCCAGUACGCCAAGGCCAUGGGCUACAGAGUGGCUGCCAUUGACGGUGGUGACGAGAAGGCCGAGUUCUGCAAGUCCUUGGGUGCUGAGAAGUUCAUUGACUUCACCAAGUCCAAGGACAUCGUCAAGGACGUUCAGGAGGCCACCAAUGGCGGUCCUCACGGUGCUAUCAACGUUUCUGUUUCCGAGAAGGCCAUUGCACAGUCUGUUGACUACAUCAGAUCCACCGGUACCGUUGUGCUUGUUGGUUUGCCUGCUGGUGCCAAGGUGGUUGCCCCAGUGUUCGAUGCUGUGGUGAAGUCCGUGAGCAUCAGAGGCUCCUACGUCGGUAACAGAGCAGACAGUGCCGAGGCGCUUGACUUCUUUGCCAGAGGCUUGAUCAAGUGCCCUAUCAAGAUUGUCGGUUUGUCUGAAUUGCCAUCGAUCUACGAGUUGAUGGAACAGGGCAAGAUUUUGGGCAGAUACGUCGUCGACACCUCCAAAUAA
Messenger RNA from Candidozyma auris, 1047 nucleotides. It is a transcript of the gene ADH1, whose product is annotated as Adh1p. The transcript has a single exon. Bases 1 to 1047 code for a protein of 348 amino acids. The record is from RefSeq and is a predicted model, not a curated record. NCBI's taxonomy places the organism in Eukaryota, Fungi, Ascomycota, Pichiomycetes, Serinales, Metschnikowiaceae. Gene Ontology annotation, molecular function: oxidoreductase activity; zinc ion binding.